Chaetomium globosum CBS 148.51 is the source of this 153-nucleotide messenger RNA. RefSeq lists its product as uncharacterized. Bases 1 to 153 code for a protein of 50 amino acids. The record is from RefSeq and is a predicted model, not a curated record. The transcript is spliced from 2 exons. Lineage: Eukaryota; Fungi; Ascomycota; Sordariomycetes; Sordariales; Chaetomiaceae.
AUGGUUCUUGCCAAUCGGGGCUUUGCCCUGUCGCCAUCUUGCCAUCCCAGCAACCUUCUAGCAAACGUGUUCGAACGAAAUAGCCUCCCACCCACGCAGUCAUCAUCAGAUUGCCUCGGCUCCGCUCCAGAGCGUAUGCGAAGAGCCGAAUGA